Molecule: messenger RNA, 1272 nt
Organism: Durusdinium trenchii
Lineage: Eukaryota; Dinophyceae; Suessiales; Symbiodiniaceae
Source: the annotation of a GenBank genome assembly
AUGGACCGGAAUCCGUGGGAGGAGUUCUGCUUUCCCACUUUAGAGUCGGUACUAACAUACCAGGAGCCAGACAUUCGAUGCAGUGUGACUCAGAACCAGCUGGAAGAUCCGCCCAGACAGAAGUCUUCCUUCGAUCAGGUGAUUCCCGAUCCUUCGGUGUUAGCUCUUCGGCGAUCCUCGGCGUUUGGAAAGCGGCAGGACGGCUUUAUCCAGCAGUCCGAGUGGAACAAAGCCACUCGUCGACUCGAUCAGAAAGGAUACAUCGACACGCAAAAGAAAAGCAACAACGUGGUACCAGGUCAACAAAAUUCAACGAAUGUAAGGGCUUUCAUCCACAGCACAUUCUUCUACCACAAGACCACUACCUUGAGCACCACGACAUUAGCCACAACACAGCGCACCACGGUGCCGCACACGGUCAUCACUGUCACAGAGCCGCCACCCAUCGUGGUGGACCGUGCCACGUUGCACAAGUUCGUGGGUGAGAUGGUGAAGAGGACCCGCUGGGGUUGGCACAUGAUGGGGAAGGAAGGCCAGCAUAGUGCUGAGCAAGCCUUCGGAGCCUUGGAUCUCAAUGGUGAUGGCUAUGCCGCCCGUGGCGAGUUGCUGAAUGCUUUGGGGCAACUGCGAGAGCCCAUGCGUGGACAGGAUGCUCGGGUGGUCUUUCAGGGCGUGGACGCCAACGAGGAUGGCGUGGUGGAAUUCCCCGAGUUUAAGGCUGCCUUUGAGUACGCCAGGGAGCACGAGGGCGACGGGACUGAACCACACAAGCCGGCGACCAGAACGAAUCCGGGCGAGGAAAACGUGGAAGUGAAAGUGGCGCCGCCGCAGGAGCAGAAUGACAACCCCAGGACCAGGGAUUGGGAUGUGAAGCUGGCAAAGGUCCUACAAGAAAUGAGGCUCAAUGAGCCCCCAAUCUCCAUGGCACGCUUCGUGCAUGGCAUGGGCUCGGUACCAGCGGAGACGGCGUUCAAAGCCUUGGAUGAGCUUUCGCAGGACGAGAUGGUCCGCUUCGCCAAGGCCUUCGUCCCGCCGCUGACGCAGACCGAGGCGCUCUUCGCACAUAAGGGCAUGGACAUCAACGACGACGGCCGGGUCGUGCCUGCGGAGACUUGGGCGCUGGGGUGGUGGGGUGGUGGGGGUGCUGGGUGCCCAGGAGGUGGCAGUCUUGUCAUUUUCAUUUGCUUUGUCAACACCUUUUUAACAUUACUUUACACACAUAUCUUUUGGGCUGGAAGAUAUGCCUGGCUGGAUCAGCCUGGGUAUGCUUGA